GUGAGGUGUUUGUGAUCACGUGACCUCGUUGCUAUAGAAACGACUUCUUCUUGGCUAACUUUCGAGUUGAGUGUUUUGUUCUCCGCGGAGUCAUUUCUUUAAGUGCUGAAGAUGGCACCAAAGGUUAAAGUCAAGAAGGCCCGAAAGGGGAAAACGACGUCCUCGGUGAUGGAAGCUCCGUCCAUCAAUAACGAGCUGUCAAAAGAUCAGCUCUGGGAGGAAGGCCUCCUUCGGCUCCAGGAGGAGCUGGACAGAGUGCGGGAGGAGAAAAGGAACUUCCAGCUGGAGAGGGACAAGUACCAGGCUGCCUGGAGCAUCGCGAAGGAAGAGCUGGAAGAGACAGAGGUUCGAGUGAGAUUCAAGAGAAGACAGACGGAGGAGGCCAGGGAGCGCCAUCGAGCAGAGAUUUCUGACUACCAGCAGAGGCUGAAGAACAUGCUGGCGGAGCAGAACAACAGUGUGGCCGACCUGAAGAAAGCCAACGUCUCCUCCUCUCUGCUGCUCCGGAACGAGAUCACCAAGAGGGAGGUGGAGCUGUGCAGAGAGUACGAGCAGCUGCAGGCGGCCUGCAGGCAGAGGAGGUUCCUAAAGAAGGCCUCCAUAAGGAACCUGGAGCUGAAACACCAGGAAGCGAUGAUGAAGAUGAGCAGACACUAUGAGCACAAGCUGAGAGACAUGGCGGAAAUCUUUCAGAUUAGGAGGAAGAAUCUGGUUCAGGACAAGGAAUCCGAAAUGCGGAAUCAGCUGUCUUCCCUGGACACGGAGAUCACAAAACGCUUGGACUUUAUGAUGACCGAUUACCUAAAGAAGCUGAGAGAAUUACAGCUGGUGUGGGAUAAGGAGCAGGAAAAAGAGGAUCCACCUUUUUGUGAGCAGCCGAACAUUCCUCUGCUAAAGAAGAAACCUCAGCUGGGAAGAAAACUUCUGCUGGAGGAGAAAACUGAGCAGGAAGUCCAAGAGAGACAGCUUCAGGAGCAGCAGCAGAAACACAGCCUGAAGGACUUGAUGGCGAGACGGCGCUCUCGUCAGAUGGAGAUGGACAAAGAACUGAGAGAAGAAACGGUGAAAAACGAGUUUCUGCUGCAGGCCUGCAUCCAGCUGGAGCAGGAGUGCAAGGAUUUGCAGAGGAGGGAGAUGGAGACCGUCCUGGACAUCCAGCUGAAGAGUAGUGUGGAGGAGAUGCGGCUGCAGAGGAGGCUGGUUGAGAUGUCGGAGGCUUUGGAGAAGACGGAUGUGAAACUUCUGAGCGUGCUCACACUGACUAGCACAGACCAAGAGACCCGCAACGAUGCAGCCAAAAGAUUGCAGGAGAUCUUUGAAUCCAAACAGGCCCAAAUGGACUCCAUGAAAGAGACUCUGGAGGGAGACUGUAAGGAAUACGACGAGCUGCUGCAAACCUGUAAAGACAAGCCGAGGGCUUCAGGGGGGCACAACUUCCCCUUUAAAUCAGCAAAGGCCAUCCUUAAGGCAGCCCAACCCCUCCCUGACAUCCUCCAGGCUACAGGCUGCUCCACCUUAAAUGCCCGUAAACAAGUCAUGUAAAUGCAUCCUAUAUUUACCAGGUAAUUUGUUCACCCUUCACCUCAAAAAACCUUCAUUAAAGGCUAGAACUCCGGCUGUAAUCAAGGAGAACAGUCUGGGACUACCUUUCAGAUCUUAGCCUUCGUGUUUCGGCUGCAGAAAGCCUUCAUCCUGCUGAGAAGCUGACAUCAUCCUCCUCUUUGUUCUGUUCCUGCUGCCGUUUCUUUUUGCUAGUUUCUGUUCAACUCCAUUUUCUGUCUGUCAUUUUUAUCCUUGGCGUUAAGAAUUAUUGUUCAGAAUAAAGAAGAGUUUAGGAAAACAUCAUCACAAUGACAUCUGGUGGCCAUUGAACUCUGAUUUGAACUUUUCUUUGAUUUCAUGUCUUUCAUAUUAGUUCAUGCCAAUUUCUGUGAGGACUUUUCAUUUAAAGCAGUUUGGCUGUGCUUCUUUACAUACAGACAUUAACAUUUGUUGAGGAGGAUUCUGUACAUUUUAUCCAGAAAGAUGACUGUCUCAACUGCAUUUGGGACUGAGACCCAUCCUGCUCAGAAUGUUUCCUGCUUUGGAGACUAUUCUGUCACGGAACUGAUGAAGCUGGGAUGGGAGAAUGUCGGUCCUGGUCAGCUGGAAUAGAUGAGGGAAUACUCCGACAUGUUGAGUUCAGUGAUCCAGAGGCUCAUCUCCACUUGGUACAAACGGGGCUGAUAAAUGACUUUAAGUCUUAUCAGUUGCAUCAGGAAUGAAAGUGAUUUUUUUUCUACCUCUUAAUAAAAUAAAUAAAAAUAAAAAGACAAUAAAAAAACUGUUUGUGAAAAUAAAAGUAAUAUGAGAUGAAAGACAGUUCUUAUUUUUUUCUGCUUGUGUGCGAAGCUUAAACAAAAAUUCUAUGUAAACUAGAAUGUGAAAAAUAAUAUUAUGAAUAAAAUGAUUUUAGAAUUUUUAA
Molecule: messenger RNA, 2464 nt
Organism: Oryzias latipes (Japanese medaka)
Lineage: Eukaryota; Metazoa; Chordata; Actinopteri; Beloniformes; Adrianichthyidae
Product: dynein regulatory complex subunit 4
Biological process (GO): cell motility
Cellular component (GO): microtubule; motile cilium; Golgi apparatus
Molecular function (GO): microtubule binding; small GTPase binding
Source: RefSeq, a predicted model, not a curated record